Westerdykella ornata is the source of this 3960-nucleotide messenger RNA. Its product is annotated as copper-transporting ATPase-like protein. Bases 288 to 3797 code for a protein of 1169 amino acids. Gene Ontology annotation, cellular component: membrane. The record is from RefSeq and is a predicted model, not a curated record. Gene Ontology annotation, biological process: copper ion homeostasis; monoatomic cation transport. The transcript has a single exon. Lineage: Eukaryota; Fungi; Ascomycota; Dothideomycetes; Pleosporales; Sporormiaceae. Gene Ontology annotation, molecular function: ATP hydrolysis activity; ATP binding; P-type divalent copper transporter activity.
AAUUCAAUAUCGACAUCUGUCAAUACCGCCUCCUCCCCACCUUAACUGCCGGCUGGUCCCUCUCUGCCGCAUGACGUCCUGUACUCCAUCUAUGCCUUUCAUAUUUCUUCGCGUAGCCAAUAUGCGCUUUCUUUAGUCUGUACGCUGGACUUCGUCAGCUCCCAACUGCGCCUCUGAACACGCCCCGACUGCUGACAGACACCGAGUACUAAGGGCCUGACAAAUCCUAAUACUUUUUCUAUCGUUUUGGGCUCCGCUGCGCCGACUCCGACUCCGACUGAGCCGUUAUGGCUCAUCCUACCGCGACAGGCGCGACCGCACACAUGGCGACCACCACGCUGAAAGUCGAGGGAAUGACAUGCGGCGCAUGCACCUCUGCGAUCGAGAAGGGUUUCGAAGGGGUGGAAGGCGUAGGAGCCGUGUCGAUAAGUCUGGUCAUGGAGCGGGCCGUCAUUCAGCACGAGCCGAAUACCAUAACAGCGGACCAGGUGAAGGAGAUCAUAGAGGACAGAGGGUUUGAUGCCGAGGUGCUAUCAUCAGACCUCCCCAUCAUCGUCGAGCCCGUGGUUGACGCUUUCUUGAGUGGGUCUGAAGAGGAGGAAGCGGAAGCCGCUCUUGGUGUGUCUACUACGACGCUGUCCGUCGGAGGCAUGACCUGUGGUGCAUGCACGUCUGCCGUGGAGGGCGCCUUCAAGGACGUAGCAGGUAUCAAAUCUUUCAGCAUCUCUCUCCUGUCUGAGAGGGCCGUCAUCGAGCACGACACCGCCAUGAUCUCGGCCAAACAGCUAGCGGAAACGAUAGAAGACGUCGGGUUCGACGCAAAGGUCCUGGAGACGGUCGCUCAUGUGCCGCCGAAGAAGAGCAAAAGGAAACACAACAAACAGCGAAUGCUCACCACGACGGUUGCUAUUGAGGGUAUGACGUGCGGUGCCUGCACAUCUGCCAUCGAGAGCGGUUUCAAGGAUGUGGACGGGGUAUAUCAGUUCAAUAUCAGUCUCCUGGCGAACCGGACUGUCCUCGUCCACGACCCUGCCAAGCUGACGGAGAGCCAAAUCGUCGAAAUUAUCGAAGACCGCGGGUUUGAUGCCAAGGUCGUCACCUCUGUUGAUGGCAGCGUGCAAUCCUCGGCUACAAAUGGCACGGCGCAUCUGAAGGUUUACGGGUUGCCGGAUGCGAAGGCUGGGGAAGAGUUGGAACGUUCGCUACGAGACAGGCCCGGGGUUGAGUCCGCAACCGUCAACUUCAGUACUUCUCGGGCCAUCAUAACCCAUCAACCCAAAAUCAUCGGGCUGCGUGCUCUCGUCGAAGCUAUCGAGGCAGCUGGCUACAACGCCUUAGUCGCAGACUCCGACGACAACAAUGCCCAACUGGAGUCUCUCGCCAAAACCAAGGAGAUCCAAGAGUGGAAACGCGCUUUCCAAAUCUCGCUGUGCUUCGCUAUUCCCGUCUUCCUUACCAGCAUGCUCUUCCCAAUGGCUCUCAAAUUCCUGGACUAUGGCAGCUUCCGGAUCAUGCCUGGUCUCUAUCUCGGAGACGUGGUCUGCUUGGCUCUUACCGCACCUGUCCAGUUCGGAAUCGGCAAGCGCUUCUACGUCUCCGCGUACAAGUCGUGGAAGCACAGCUCGCCUACUAUGGACGUUCUCGUGGUCAUGGGAACAUCCGCGGCCUUCUUCUUCAGCAUUGCGUCAAUGAUGGUCUCUAUCUGCAUGACGCCACAUACCCGGCCGACAACUCUAUUUGACACCAGCACCAUGCUCAUCACCUUUAUCACUCUCGGGCGGUAUCUCGAGAACCGCGCUAAGGGUCAGACCUCCAAGGCGUUGUCUAGGCUCAUGUCUCUGGCACCUUCCAUGGCCACAAUCUACGCCGACCCCAUUGCUGCUGCGAAGGCUGCCGAGGGUUGGAGCCUAUCUGAUGAUGAUGAAAAAGAUCGCAAGAUCUCCAUGGAUGGCGGUAGUGCAAUUGAAGAGAAGGUUGUUGCCACUGAGCUCAUCGAAGUUGGCGAUGUGGUUAUUCUCCGCCCCGGAGACAAGACCCCGGCUGACGGAACCGUCAUUCGUGGGGAGUCUUAUGUCGAUGAGAGUAUGGUCACUGGGGAGGCUAUGCCGAUUCUCAAGAAGAAGGGUGCCCUGUUGAUGGCUGGUACUGUCAACGGAGCUGGACGCCUUGAAUUUGUUGUCACCCGUGCCGGCCGUGAUACGCAGCUAAGCCAAAUCGUUCGCCUGGUCCAAGAAGCACAAACCAGCAGAGCUCCGAUUCAACGUCUCGCUGACACCGUCGCUGGAUACUUUGUCCCGAUUAUCAUUACUCUUGGCCUCGCGACGUUCGUUGCUUGGAUUGUGCUCAGUCAUGUUUUGCCACACCCUCCGAAGAUCUUCCUCGACCAUGCCAGCGGUGGGAAGCUCAUGGUCUGCGUCAAGCUUUGCAUUGCCGUCAUUGUCUUUGCAUGCCCUUGUGCUCUAGGCCUUGCUACGCCUACCGCCGUCAUGGUGGGUACAGGUGUGGGCGCGGAGCAGGGCAUCCUUGUGAAGGGAGGAGCUGCUCUAGAAGUCGCUACGAAGGUCAACCACGUCGUCCUCGACAAGACGGGUACUCUCACUGUCGGCAAGAUGAGCGUCUCGAAAACCGAUAUCCAGGGCGAAUGGGCAAACAACAAGAACCUCUGGUGGACGCUCAUUGGCCUGGCGGAAAUGAGCUCGGAACACCCCAUUGCCAGGGCCAUUGUGCGUUCAGCAAAGGAGCAUCUACGACUGGGUGCUGAUGGUACUCUUGACGGUACUGUUGGAGACUUUGAGGCUGCUGUUGGCAAGGGUAUUGCUGCGAAUGUUGAAGCUGCCUUAGCACGACAGCGCCACCGCUACCGGGUCCUGGUCGGGAAUGCCUCUUACCUCAUGUCCCAAGGAAUCGUUGUUCCCGAUGUCGUCGAUGUACCGCUCACAACCAGUGGCACCACGCCUAUUUCACGUUCCACUUCUCAGACCCGUUCCGCCGGCAUCACUACCAUACAUACGGCUAUUGACAAGACAUACACUGGCACCCUUAGCCUCUCUGACACCAUUAAGCCUUCCGCACGCGCGACUAUCAUGGCCCUUCGUCGACUUGGUAUCACCGCCUCGAUCGUCACUGGAGACACUUCUGCGUCGGCCCUCGCAGUCGCAGAGCAAGUUGGCAUCGAUGUGGCGGAUGUACAUGCUUCUGCCACACCACAAGAUAAGAAGGCGAUUGUCGAGCAUCUGAAAUCGCAGGGGUAUGUUGUCGCCAUGGUCGGUGAUGGCAUUAAUGACUCUCCUGCCCUUGCCUCAGCGGACGCAGGCAUCGCUCUAUCAACAGGCACCGACGUCGCGAUGGAAGCCGCAUCUAUUGUGCUCAUGUCGAAUACGGAUCUUCUCGCUAUCCCGGCAAGCUUGGUCCUGAGCAGAGCCAUCUUCAGACGCAUCAAGCUGAACCUGUGGUGGGCAUGUUUGUAUAACCUCUUUGGCCUGCCAUUCGCCAUGGGUUUCUUCCUACCUUGGGGCUUGUCCCUGCAUCCUAUGGCAGCCGGUUUGGCCAUGGCCUGCUCAUCCGUCAGCGUGGUUACCAGCUCCUUGCUUCUCAAGCUCUGGAAGCGCCCGAAGUGGAUGAAGGUUUCGGUUCUGGAUCCCACGGCCGAAGUUCCAGAGAGCGAAAAGGAGGCGGAGAGAGUGCCCAGCGCUGGCAUUGUCCAGUCUGCGAUUGAUUGGGUGAAGGAUAGUUUGGCGGCCAGGAAGAGAAAUAGGGAGGAGGUGGGAUAUGUGCCGCUGCAUGAUAUGGGCGAGUAAAGGGACUCGGGGUCGAUGGACUACACAGUUGUUUUUCUUUGUCUUUGCUUGCAUUUUUCUAGGAUACCUCCAUCGCGUUUGAGUUUGUUGUCCCGCUUGUACAUGCUUUGCUGGAGACUCUGUAUAUAGUCUAUUCAUGUCCAAUUUGAGUUUACCCCGUCCA